Molecule: messenger RNA, 2784 nt
Organism: Hevea brasiliensis (rubber tree)
Lineage: Eukaryota; Viridiplantae; Streptophyta; Magnoliopsida; Malpighiales; Euphorbiaceae
Exons: 4
Coding region: 1-2784 (927 amino acids)
Molecular function (GO): zinc ion binding
Source: RefSeq, a predicted model, not a curated record
AUGUCAAUUCCAAGUUUUGCUACUUUAUAUUGGGAUGGAGAAAUCAUUAUGAAUGAUGAAGGCUAUGAAUAUUAUGGGGGUUCAUCAACCGUCAUUACUAUUGGUAAACGUAUGGAUUUUGGUACUUUAGGAAUGAAAAUUGUCCGUGGAAUUAAUCUUAAAGGUGGACAUGAAUUUAUAUCGAAAAUCUUAUUCAGACAACCCAUUGAAAAAAAUGGCUCAUUUAAAUGGGAUUGCAUGGGUUUGACAAACGAUGACGAUGUGAAUAUUAUGUUUAAUUACAUUGAUGAAAUUGGAGGUAUGUCAUCGAUUGAAUUAUAUAUUGAAAUUUUUCGACCAUCUGCAAAUGUUGUUGAUGAAGCGGGCCCAUCAAAUAAUUGUUACACUGAAGCACUGAAGUGUACGGAUGAUUUUGAAUCCGCUAGCAAUGAUUAUUGUCCUGAUGAUGAUGAGGAUGAUGCGGAGUCUGAUGAAGAAUGGAUUGAUAGUGAUGACUGGGACAUGAAUGAGGAUGGUGGUCAUCAUAAUGAGUUAGUAGUAGAUUUGCCUUUUUACUAUAAUACUCAUGUUGCAAACCCAAUAAUGCCGCUUGUCCCUCCUUCGCCUUAUAGUGAAAUAGAUUUUUCAUUGCUAAUGGUUGAUCCAUGGUCAACACCACAGUGUAGUUCAAUGUGGGAUCCAUUAAAAGAGUUUGAAUUAGGAAUGAUAUUCUCAUCUAGAGAGGAUGUCCAAAAAGCUGCCAAAGAAUAUCAUUUACAUAGGCACCAUGAGUUUUGUAAUGAGGAGACAAAGAGUAGAACAUAUGCCAUCAGGUGCAAAGACACAACGAGCAAUUGUAAGUGGAGAUUGCGUGCCUCACGAGGGAAAGGAAGUGAUAUAUGGAAAAUUACGCGAUAUAAUGGACCACAUACAUGUGUUAAUCCAUCACUGUCACAAGAUCAUAAGCAAUUGGAUAGCAAAUUUAUAUCUGAUUUCAUUCUCGCCAUUGUACGUGAACAACCCAAUGUGAAGAUAAGAGCGUUACAGUCUGAAAUAAAAGAUAAGAUUGGAUAUAUGCCAAGUUAUCGAAAGACCUGGAAGGCUAGGCACGAUGCAAUUAUUAAGAUCUUUGGUGAUUGGGACGAAUCUUACGGAAGGUUGCGACAAUUUAUGCUUGCUUUGUGCAAACAGAACCCUGAAAGUAUGUUCUUGAUUGAAGAUGAUCCUUUUUUUGUUAAUAAUAUAUUAGAUCCUGCUUAUCGGGUUUUCGAUAGAAUGUUUUGGGCAUAUAAACAAACAAUAGAAGGAUUCAAGAACUGUCGACCGGUUAUAUUCAUAGACUCAACUUUUUUAUAUGGAAAGUACAAAGGAUGUUUAUUUUGUGCAACAACACUUGAUGGUAAUAACCAUAUUUUCCCAAUUGCGUGGGCAAUAGUCGACAGUGAAAAUACAAGGAACUGGGAUUGGUUUAUGUCUUGUUUGAGGGUGUUUGUGACAGAUCGUAAUGGAAUAUGUGUUAUAUCAAAUAGACAUAUUGCCAUAAAAAAGGCAAUGAAUCAAGAUUGGUGGCAACCUCCUGCUGGGCAUCAUCGAUACUGCUUAAGACAUAUCAUCAGCAAUUACAACACAAAGUUUAAGAAUACUAAUAUGAAAGAAGCUCUCCGAAAGGCAGCACAAAAAUUGGAAAAAAAAAAUUUUUAUGAGGCCGUGAACACAAUCAAGAAUGAGCAUCCUGAUACAUUUGAAUGGGCUACAAAGAUACCUUUGGAAAAAUGGACACAUUCUCAUGAUGGAGGGAAACGUUAUGGCUCCAUGACAACUAAUACUGUUGAGUCUGUUAAUGGAAUACUCAAAGGGAUCCGUGCUUUACCCAUAACUGCAAUGGUAGAAAAAAUAUUUUUCCAGUGUGUUGAUUAUUUUGACACACGCUGCACGACCCUCCUUUGGAAGGCAAGAUCUGAAACGAAGCAUGUGAUCAAACUUGAUGAAAGGCAAUGCACAUGCAAGAAGUUUGAAGAAAUAUGCAUUCCAUGUUCUCAUGUGAUUGCCGCAUGCCAAGCAAUGUCAAUUAAUUAUGAGCAAUACGUUUCAAAUUAUUACACAUUGGAGCAAACACUUAAGUGCUAUGAGUGGCAGUUUCAUGCCCUUGGACAUCCUGAUGAUUGGCCAACAGAUAAUUAUCCAGUUCUUCUACCUGACCCAACCCAGAAAAGGUCUAAAGGACGACCAAUUUCGUCAAGGAAGAAGAAUGAAAUGGAUUGGAGUGUAAAUCAUUAUAAUAUAAUGGCUCGUAUAAUGCGCACUCCAAAAAGGAUUGUCAAUCAACAACAAAGAGCAAGGGUACAUGGACUAAUUAAGAAUUUGAUUAAUCUACCAAUGGAAGUAACACCCUCAACUACAGGGAAUUACCUACUCUGCAUUGUUAAGCAUAUGAUAAGGGUCAACGGGCUCAUUCAACAAAUCAUAUGGGAAGGAGAGCUAUUAACAGAUAAACCUAGAUAUUUGGCUUUAAGGUCAGCUUUUAGCUGUAUCUACGACAAGGGUAUACUUGACCGCGUAUGGCAAAAAUUAGAAGCUAACCGUACCCCAUCAUAUUUACUGCUAAUUAAGGGAUUCGCAAAAGAAUAUGCUAGUUGGGUCGCUACGCGGACAAUGUGUCGGUCAAGUGGUAUAAAAAUUCGUGAUAGUCACAAACAUACUCUGUUGAAGCCCAUGUUACCUAAAAUCAACUACACAUUGGACAAAGACCUUUAUGAUGAGCUAAUUAGAUCAUGUCCUGUGAAUCAAAUAGUCAGGGUGACCUAA